This is a messenger RNA of Gamsiella multidivaricata, 473 nucleotides long. Its product is annotated as ribosomal protein L35A. Lineage: Eukaryota; Fungi; Mortierellomycota; Mortierellomycetes; Mortierellales; Mortierellaceae. Gene Ontology annotation, biological process: ribosomal large subunit biogenesis; cytoplasmic translation. The coding region runs from base 1 to 348 and encodes 115 amino acids. Gene Ontology annotation, cellular component: cytosolic large ribosomal subunit; ribosome. Gene Ontology annotation, molecular function: structural constituent of ribosome. The transcript has 3 exons. The record is from RefSeq and is a predicted model, not a curated record.
AUGAGUCGUCUUUACGCUAAAGGUCGUGUUCUUGGAUUCAAGCGUGCUAAGCGCAACCAGCGCCCCGAUAUCUCGCUCAUCCAGAUCGAGGGUGUGAAGACUGCUGCCGAUACUGAUUUCUACCUCGGCAAGCGUGUUGCCUUUGUGUACCGCGCCAAGCGUGAGGUCAACGGCUCCAAGAUCCGCUGUAUCUGGGGUCGUAUCACUCGCGCCCACGGUGGCUCUGGCGCUGUCAAGGCCCGUUUCCGCAACAACUUGCCCGCCAAGUCCUUCGGUGCCUCCGUCCGCGUCGUAUGGGAAAUUGAUUUUGUUUACUUGCAAGCGUGGCGAUAUGUUCAUAAAGGAUGAUUAAUUGUGCUAACUACAUUAUCCUUCUCAUCAUUCGUUUCCUUCGCACUGUAGAGUUUAAGUUUCCCGUUCCUAAAUAAACCCGUGGAGCAUUUAUCGACUCUGACUAUUAAAAUAUCUUCAGC